AUGUUCUGCCGCUCCUUCAUCUCGGCCUUCCAGGCCACCCGCGCUGCACGCGUCUCGCUCGUCUUCAAGCAGCUAGAGGGUAACAUGCCCCUGACCAAGAAAGACAAGCCGGUCAACUCAUGGUCAGACGAGUUUAUGAAGCCGCCGAAGUCGACGGAGAUGACGAAGAAGUACGGCCGCUACGCCAAGUACUCCGACCCGGCUCUCUGCGACGUGGACACGUCCGAGGAGGUCGUGCUGAACACGUACCCGGAGGGGACUCCGCAGGGUCGCAUCGAGGCCACCGCCGGCGUGGCUCUAAAGGACUACGAUGCAAGUAUGUGGGACGAAGAGUUCUUCCGCAAGCACAUCCUCAAGCCGAAGCUCGCCGACGACAUGGAGGACCGCGCCCGUGUCACGGACUACGCGCUUAACUCCGCAAUGCUCGGUUUCGUAAUUCUCAUGGCCCGCUACGCCGUGCUGCCACUGUGGUACGUUGGCCAGCCUGCCAUGUCCAUGGUCGGCCAGAUGAACAUCGAGGCCGAGGUCGGCGAGCUCGACGAGCGCCAGUGCACGACGGUCGUGUGGCGUGGCAAGCCUGUCUUCGUGUACCGUCGCUCGGCUCGGCAGAUGAAGGAGUUGAUGGAGACGCCGUUGUCGGUUCUCAAGGACCCUGAAACCGACGAAGCCCGCUUCCCGGACCGCCGCGACAAGGCCGUCGUCAUUGCCAUCUGCACCCACCUUGGCUGCGUGCCGAUCCCCAACGAGGGUCUCUUCAAUGGCUUCUUCUGCCCGUGCCACGGCAGCCACUACGACCCCUCCGGCCGUAUCCGCCAGGGCCCUGCGCCGCUGAACCUCGAGGUGCCGCCGUACCGCUGGAUCGACGACAACACCAUCUACAUGGGUAAGCUUUAA
Molecule: messenger RNA, 894 nt
Organism: Leishmania braziliensis MHOM/BR/75/M2904
Lineage: Eukaryota; Euglenozoa; Kinetoplastea; Trypanosomatida; Trypanosomatidae
Product: putative reiske iron-sulfur protein precursor
Exons: 1
Coding region: 1-894 (297 amino acids)
Biological process (GO): mitochondrial electron transport, ubiquinol to cytochrome c
Cellular component (GO): membrane
Molecular function (GO): 2 iron, 2 sulfur cluster binding; quinol-cytochrome-c reductase activity
Source: RefSeq, a predicted model, not a curated record